UGAUGAUCCUUGGGUGCAUGUUUCUGCCCAGCCCUGAGAAUUUUGCCGAGGCUGCUUCACUUUGUGUAACUGGUUCAGCGUCUUGUGUGUAGUGCAUCCUUAUCUUAAGCACCGCGGAUUCUUUAGAACAAAGUCUGGGUCGGUCAGCACAUUGAUGCGAGUUGCCUUUUGACGUAGCUGCAGCCAUGGCCCACUGCUAGGACCCACGUGUCCUGUACCCAAGGGCAGUCCAGAAUGACCGAAGAAGCAUGCCGAACCCGGAGCCAGAAGCGAGCGCUUGAGCCCGACCUGCUGGAGGAUGAUGCGGAGAGCAAGAGAAUAAAAAUGGAGAGAGGACUGUCGGCUGCAGACCUCAGCCCUGAGGGUGACAGGAGGGUGACGCCAGAGCCGGGAGCAGGCCUGGCCCAAGGACUGCUGGGGGCCGCGGAGGCCCCUGCGGUGGCUGUGGGCAGAGGCGAAGGGCUGCUGGGCGACGGGCCUGUGGACAUGCGCACCUCCCACAGCGACAUGAAGUCUGAGAGGAGGCCCCCCUCCCCCGACGUGAUCGUGCUCUCUGACAGCGAGCAGCCUUCCAGCCCGCGCAUGAACGGGCUGACCAAGGUGGCCUUGAAGGAGACCAGCACCGAGGCCCUCAUGAAAAGUAGUCCUGAGGAGCGGGAAAGGAUGAUCAAGCAGCUGAAAGAAGAGCUAAGACUAGAAGAAGCGAAACUUGUUCUGUUGAAAAAGCUCCGGCAGAGUCAGAUACAAAAGGAAGCCACCGCCCAGAAGCCCACGGGCUCCGCUGGGAGCGCUGUGACCACUCCUCCGCCGCUCGUGCGGGGCACCCAGAACCUUCCUGCCGGCAAGACAUCGCUUCAGACCUCUUCCCGAAUGCCGGGCAGCGUCAUCCCACCACCCCUGGUCCGUGGUGGGCAGCAGGUGUCCUCCAAGCUGGGCCCGCAGGCCAGCUCGCAGGUCGUCAUGCCCCCGCUCGUCAGGGGGGCCCAGCAGAUCCACAACAUCAGACAACAUUCCAGCACGGGGCCGCCCCCCCUUCUCCUGGCACCCCGCGCCUCCAUGCCCAGCGUGCAAAUUCAGGGACAGAGAAUCAUCCAGCAGGGACUCAUCCGUGUGGCCAACGUCCCCAACGCCAGUCUGCUCGUCAACAUCCCACAGGCUACCCCAGCGUCUCUGAAGGGGACGACGACUGCCUCCGCUCAGGCCAGCUCCACGCCCACCAGCGUGGCCUCUGUGGUUGCCUCUGCUGAGUCUCCAGCCAGCCGGCAGGCAGCGGCCAAGCUCGCCCUGCGCAAGCAGCUGGAGAAGACGCUGCUGGAGAUCCCCCCACCCAAGCCCCCCGCCCCAGAGAUGAACUUCCUGCCCAGCGCCGCCAACAAUGAGUUCAUCUACCUGGUCGGCCUGGAGGAGGUGGUGCAGAACCUGCUGGAGACGCAAGCGGGCAGGAUGUCAGCAGCAGCCGCCGCCGCCGCUGCCGCUGCCGCCGUGCUGGCCCGAGAGCCCUACAUGUGCGCACAGUGCAAGACGGACUUCACCUGCCGCUGGCGCGAGGAGAAGGGCGGCGCCAUCAUGUGCGAGAACUGCAUGACGUCCAACCAGAAGAAGGCGCUCAAGGUGGAGCACACCAGCCGCCUGAAGGCUGCCUUCGUCAAGGCGCUGCAGCAGGAGCAGGAGAUCGAGCAGCGGCUGCUGCAGCAGGGCCCGGCGCCCACCGCGGCCAAAGCUGAGCCCGCCGCCGCCCCGCACCCCGCGCUGAAGCAGGUCAUAAAGCCCCGGCGGAAGCUGGCGUUCCGCUCAGGAGAGGCGCGCGACUGGAGUAACGGGGCUGUGCUACAGGCCUCCAGCCAGCUCUCUCGGGGCUCGGCCGCCACGCCCCGAGGCGUCCUGCACACGUUCAGCCAGUCGCCCAAACUGCAGAACGCAGCCUCAGCCACGGCGCUGGUCGGCAGGACCGGCAGACAUUCCGAGCGAGCUGCGGGGACCGCCAAGGGCGGUGCUGCCACCAACUGGAAGAAGACGCCCCUGAGUGCAGGCGGGACCCUCGCGUUUGUCAGCCCCAGCCUGGCUGUGCACAAGACGUCCUCGGCCGUGGACCGCCAGCGGGAAUACCUCCUCGACAUGAUCCCGCCACGCUCCAUUCCGCAGUCGGCCACGUGGAAGUAGUGCGAGCCCGGCCCCGUGGAGGACAGGCGCCCUCCAGCCCGGAUGCCGCCCGACCAGACGCCAAGACGCUGCGCUUGCCUGAGGCAGCAGACGCCGUCCU
Chinchilla lanigera (long-tailed chinchilla) is the source of this 2260-nucleotide messenger RNA. RefSeq names its product GATA zinc finger domain containing 2A (gene Gatad2a). Gene Ontology annotation, biological process: negative regulation of transcription by RNA polymerase II. Gene Ontology annotation, molecular function: sequence-specific DNA binding. The record is from RefSeq and is a predicted model, not a curated record. Gene Ontology annotation, cellular component: NuRD complex. The coding region runs from base 235 to 2160 and encodes 641 amino acids. The transcript is spliced from 13 exons. Lineage: Eukaryota; Metazoa; Chordata; Mammalia; Rodentia; Chinchillidae.